AUGCCCUCACCGACAAAGGAUGAUACCAUGGCCGACAAGGAAAUGGACCAAACAGCCAUGAUAAAAUACAUCUACCAGAAAAUCAGCCUCAUGGAUGGGCUGAACUCCAGGGUCGCUGGCCUGGAAACCAGCGUGUCUGGGCUUGACAACAGGCUCAAGGUGAUGGAGGAGCGGAUCAGCAGCAGCGCCGCAGCGGGAUUCUCCGGGCGACAUGAGGCUGGCAACGACAGCGCAGCGUUCCACGAAGACAAGGUUUUGGCGAGGGUUCCCAAGAAGCUGGUGGAUGAGGACCGACUGAGCGACGUCCUGCACGACAUGGUUCAGCGGCUGCGAAAUGGGGCACGUUACACUCUCGAUAUCAUCCCGUGGACAGUGAAGCCUGGGGCGAAUGGCAGUACUGCUGCGGGGGGUGUACGCCCCACGGCAACGGCCGGUGCAGCCUCGGAUGCACAGUGUAACCGGGCAGGUACCGAUGAGCCAACCGUCCUAGUCGACAUUCUGCUGAAUCCGCAAGUGUGGAAGUCGUUCGUCACCCUAGGAAAGAUUGCGCGUGAACAGCACGGCAUCAUCCUCAUGGACGCGCUCACAAAGACGGGCAAACAGCUGCACGAGCAACGCAUGGCAACAUUCAUCCACCUGCGUGACGUCAAGAAGGUGCAGCCGAGGUGGGAACGUGGUGUGGACAUCACGGUCAUGGACGGACAAUGCAGGGUCCCCUUCGAGGGACCCUGGGUGGACGCGCAACCCAGCGGAGCUGGUGGUUCUGCUGGCAUGGCACCGCGCGGCGACCGCCCCUAG
This is a messenger RNA of Volvox carteri f. nagariensis, 798 nucleotides long. RefSeq lists its product as uncharacterized. The coding region runs from base 1 to 798 and encodes 265 amino acids. The transcript has a single exon. Lineage: Eukaryota; Viridiplantae; Chlorophyta; Chlorophyceae; Chlamydomonadales; Volvocaceae. The record is from RefSeq and is a predicted model, not a curated record.